This is a messenger RNA of Chanos chanos (milkfish), 1017 nucleotides long. RefSeq names its product tectorin beta (gene tectb). The coding region runs from base 1 to 1017 and encodes 338 amino acids. Gene Ontology annotation, molecular function: extracellular matrix structural constituent. The record is from RefSeq and is a predicted model, not a curated record. The transcript has 10 exons. NCBI's taxonomy places the organism in Eukaryota, Metazoa, Chordata, Actinopteri, Gonorynchiformes, Chanidae.
AUGGCCAGUAUUGGAGCUCUCUUCUUUCUUCUCCCCUUGGCGUGGGCAUGUGCUCCCCAAAAAGCUGAUUAUGUUAUGGUCUCAUGUUUUCCCAAUGCCAUCAUUGCAAAUGUUCCGGAGUGCCCGUAUGGUUGGGAGAUUGCUCAGCUUUCUCUGGGGGGUGUGUGCUACACAGGCGUCAACACCCCAGGAUUUUACCGCUUUACAAUCCCCGACCUGACUCCCAAAAACCACUCCUACUGCGGGACCCUCUCAGAGUAUGUUGGAGGUAAAGACCCAAAGUAUGUUUUCUACAACUCCAUAGUGUCCAACGACUCGUCGCUGACGGUCAGAAACCAACCGGUCAACUACACGUUCAGCUGCACGUACAGAGCGGCUUACCUGGUCAACAACGCGGUCUUCAGUCAGAGAGUGGCAACAGUUUAUGUCAACAACGGGAGUUUAGGUUCUUUUAAGUCUCAGUUGUCUAUGAACGUAUUCACGAACUCAAAGUUUCUCUAUGCCAAAGAUGCUCCCUAUGUGAUUGACACAUCAGAGAUUGGCUCUGAGGUCUUCAUUGGGAUUGAGGCGAAGGGGCUGAGCAACAGAUUCAAAGUCGUAAUAACAAACUGCUGGGCAACACCUACUCCUUACUCUACAGAUCGAAAACGGUGGAAUCUAAUUAAAAACAGUUGUUCCUCUGACAGUACGGUGACUAUAUUUGAGAAUGCCAAGGACAGUCGAUCCAUGUUCAAAUUCAAUUCAUUCCGCUUUCAACGACUGGAAAAGGUAUCCACUGUCUGGCUGCACUGUGACAUCCAAGUAUGUGAUGGAGAGAAACUGUACUGUCAGCCAACACCUUGUGCCUCAAGAAGUGCUUUAUCAGAACCUGAGCUGGACCCUAACGGAGGCAUUCUUACAAUGGAGUUUCAAGUCAGAGCACAACACUCCUCCAGUUACACACAUCUUGGCGGCACCGUGCUAUGUGUACUGUGUGUACUCCUGCUGAAUGCAUUGUUGGGUUGCAACAACUCCUAA